Microplitis mediator is the source of this 1064-nucleotide messenger RNA. It is a transcript of the gene Sptr, whose product is annotated as sepiapterin reductase. The transcript has 4 exons. Gene Ontology annotation, biological process: tetrahydrobiopterin biosynthetic process. The record is from RefSeq and is a predicted model, not a curated record. The coding region runs from base 192 to 974 and encodes 260 amino acids. NCBI's taxonomy places the organism in Eukaryota, Metazoa, Arthropoda, Insecta, Hymenoptera, Braconidae. Gene Ontology annotation, molecular function: sepiapterin reductase (NADP+) activity.
UUUUUCAUUUACUGAUAAAAAAAACGUAUAUAAAAUAUACACUUUAUUGAUUUAUUCAGAUUAUAAAAAAAUUGUUACAAUAUUCAUGAAAUUAUUGAUAAAUUUUAUGUAUUCAGUGAUAAAUAUUAAGAGUCGUAGUUGUAAAUUGAUCUGAGUUGUCUGUGAGUCUGUGAUUUUAUCAGUCAGUAAUAAUGGCGGUGGAAUUAUUAUCAGGAAAAGUAUUUAUUUUAAUAACUGGAGCAAGUAAAGGAAUUGGACGUGAAAUAGCAAUUAAAUUUUCCGAAUUACUAGACAAAGAUUCACGAUUAUUAUUAUUGGCACGUGAUGAAAAUGGUUUGAAGGAAACAGCUGGUAAAAUACGUAAUCAUGUUAAUGUUGACUACGUUAGCGUUGAUUUAUCUGUAGCAAAAGCUGAUCAGUUGGCUGGUAUAAUUAAUAAAUAUGUAAAUCCCGGUGAAUAUGAUCGUGCUGUUGUUGUCCACAAUGUUGGAUCAGUUGGAGAUUUAUCAAAGUUUACUACUGACAUGGAUGAUUUUGAUGAGUGGAGAAAAUAUUACGAUUUAAAUGUAUUUUCACCAGCUGUUUUAAAUUCUGUUUUCAUGAAAAUUUUUGAUGACAAAGUUAAAGCUAAAAAAUUAGUUAUUAAUAUAACGUCACUUUGCGGUAUAGAACCUUUUAAAUCUUUGGGUUAUUAUUGUACUGGAAAAGCUGGACGUGAAAUGUAUUUUAAAGUUUUCGCUCAUGAAUUCCCUGAGGUGAAUGUUUUAAAUUAUUCACCAGGUCCAGUUGAAACUGAUAUGCUGAGAACGAUAGCAGAAACUGCUGCAGAUAUUAAUACAAGAACAACUAUGAGUAAUACACGUAAAGAAAGAAAGCAAUUGACUACUGAUCAAACGGUUGAUCGUCUUAUUGGAAUAUUAAAAGAAAAAAAAUAUAAAUCAGGCGAUCAUGUUGAUUAUUUUGAUAAAAUUUAAACAGUAAAUAGACUUUUGUUAUUUUCUUAUAUAUUUACAUAAAUAUUUUAACUAUGACAAAUUAUUUUUUAUACUAAUUUUUUUUUUUUU